AUGAUGCCGUGGUUCCAGGGGGAAAAGGUAAUUGGGAGGGAUGAAGACAAGAGGACUGAAUGGUGAGGUCUCCAGUCUGAACCUAAGGCUGUUUCAGGGGAACUUUGGAGAGGUGUUCAGUGGGCGUCUGCGGGCUGACAACACUUUGGUGGCGGUGAAGUCUUGUCGGGAAACUCUCCCACCUGAUCUCAAGGCCAAGUUUCUGCAGGAAGCAAGAAUCUUGAAGCAAUACAGUCACCCCAACAUUGUGCGACUCAUUGGCGUCUGUACCCAGAAACAGCCCAUCUACAUUGUCAUGGAGUUGGUACAAGGUGGGGACUUCCUGACCUUCCUUCGGACGGAGGGUGCCCGGCUUCGGGUGAAGUUGUUGCUGCAGAUGGUGGGAGAUGCCGCGGCUGGCAUGGAAUACUUAGAGAGCAAGCGCUGUAUCCAUCGGGAUUUGGCUGCUCGGAAUUGCCUGGUAACAGAGAAGAACGUCCUGAAGAUCAGUGACUUCGGAAUGUCUAGGGAGGGGGCAGACGGAAUCUAUGCGGCCUCGGGGGGUCUCAGACAGGUCCCCGUCAAGUGGACGGCGCCUGAAGCGCUUAACUAUGGGCGUUACUCCUCGGAGAGUGAUGUAUGGAGCUUUGGAAUCUUGCUUUGGGAGACCUUCAGCCUGGGAGCUUCCCCCUACUCCAACCUCAGCAACCAGCAGACUCGGGAGCUCAUAGAAAAGGGUGGACGCCUGCCCUGCCCAGACCUGUGCCCAGAUGCUGUGUUCCGGCUGAUGGAGCAGUGCUGGGCAUAUGAUCCAGGCCAGCGACCCAGCUUCAGUGCCAUCCACCAGGAACUACAAGGGAUUAGAAAACGGCAUAGGUGAUGCCACGAGCAGGAACCUCGAUUUCCCUUUCUCUGCCCCUACCCCCUAGGACAAUACCCUAAUUGGUGGGGCAUGAUUCUCCUCUUUAGCCUCAGCUUUUUCAAAGCCUCAAGGCUGGGGAGCAUGGCGAGUGCCAGCAGGAUCCCUGAGUCUCCCUGGUUGGAGCCAACCAAUCCCCCUAGACCCACAAUUCUCACUGCCAAAAUCAGUGCAGGGACGAGGUUCUGCAUUGGGUCUGUUCUGCACCCUCAUGUGCUUCUAGGGUACAAGGUGCUUCCUUCUGUAAGAAAUAAUAAAGCUACUUAUCCUUACUCUGGAUACUUUGAAUUCAGCUUACUUGGUGAGGCUGGGCACCAGUACCUUGAAGCUUUGACAGGAAUAUAUCUGCAGGGCUUCUGUGGUAUGUGUGUAAAGGGUGGAGAGGGCCCUGCAUCCUGUGAAAGUAGCCAGAUCUCCUUUUCAAGUUACUAGGGACAAAGGAGAGAUGGCAGAGACCUGAGUCUAGGGCCCAGUUGGCAGGCAGCCCUGUCUGAACAAUAGACACUAAAGAACCAAAGAAAUCUCCCUGCUGGGAAAGUUAAAAGGAGCUCUGGAUAGGUCAUAAAGAAUCUUAGAAUUGGAAAGGACCUUAAAGGUCAUUUAGUCCUUCCUCUUACCCAGUGCAAGAAUCCCUUAUAUAUAAUAAUGUAGCUGGAAAAUGCCUCUGAGAACUUUCCCUUA
Gracilinanus agilis (Agile Gracile Mouse Opossum) is the source of this 1579-nucleotide messenger RNA. RefSeq names its product tyrosine-protein kinase Fes/Fps-like. Gene Ontology annotation, molecular function: ATP binding; protein tyrosine kinase activity. Gene Ontology annotation, biological process: cell adhesion; chemotaxis; protein phosphorylation. The record is from RefSeq and is a predicted model, not a curated record. The transcript has 6 exons. The coding region runs from base 41 to 859 and encodes 272 amino acids. Lineage: Eukaryota; Metazoa; Chordata; Mammalia; Didelphimorphia; Didelphidae.